AUGUGGGCAGCUUUCUCGCUCGUACUAGUCUGGAUUAGGCUCGCCUCUGCCGCAGUCGACUUUGCCUCUUCCGGAUACGCCUCUUUGACGCACUACGAUCUUCCCAGCAAUUAUGUCGCUUCGUGCGGGUGUGUUGGACGCUCGACCAACUACCCCACCGCUGCGAUCAACCGCUAUGCAUACGGAUCCAACACCUCGUUCGGUCCUGCCUGUGGAGCCUGUUUCGAGAUCCGCCUCGUGUCCACCCCGCUCGCGCCUCCCCCGCCACCGCCCGGCUCCAAUGGUCCUUGGGGAGACGGCAUCUACUACAACGUCUCUCAAGUCACUUCCGGAUCCACACCUACCCUGGUCGUGAAAGUGACAGAUCUGUGUCCAGGCGCAGGAGGACCGUGGUGCAACGCCACUCGCCUUUCCAACGGCACAGUGGAAGGGAACAGUCUCGGCUUCGACCUGCACUUUGAUCUCGCUUGGCCAGCGAAGGGGAUAUCGAAGAACUUCUUCCCCGGCACACACGAUUAUGGAGCAUGGAACAUCAGCUACGCAGCAGUGUCGUGUCAGAGAUGGGCCGGCUGGAGGGAUCCAGCUGCGCUCGGAUCGGACUGGGCGCAGCAAUCGUCAGCUUGCUGUCCGAACAACCCAUCACCGAGUGGAGGUGAUGCGAGCUGCCCAGCCUACUUCAGCACCCUAGGGCCCAACGCCGCAGUUCCACCGAACACGAGCAACAUUCUGUCAAGAGGCGCGUCCAAUGCUGCUGCAUCUACAUUGCGACGAGACGCUGCCGCGAAUGUGGUUGUUCUGCUAGUGACUACACUGGCAAGCGCGCUCGCCGUGUCACUCGCAACUUCCUAG
Molecule: messenger RNA, 849 nt
Organism: Kalmanozyma brasiliensis GHG001
Lineage: Eukaryota; Fungi; Basidiomycota; Ustilaginomycetes; Ustilaginales
Product: Expansin/pollen allergen, DPBB domain protein
Exons: 1
Coding region: 1-849 (282 amino acids)
Source: RefSeq, a predicted model, not a curated record